CAAAAAGAGCUCAGUGCUCACAAACAACAACUGGUGUCAGAGGGAAUAAUGGCCGGGGACGCAGUGGCGACGAACAAGAGGGUGGUGCUGAAGAGGCACGUGACCGGGUUCCCCACGGAGGAGGACAUGGAGGUCGUCGUCGACACUGUCCCGCUGCGAGUGCCGGCAGGGUCGCCGGCCAUGCUGGUGCAGAACCUGUACCUGUCGUGCGACCCCUGGAUGCGCGGCCGCAUGAGCAAGCACGACGAUGGCGGCGCCGCCGAGACGGCACCAGACUUUGUCGUCGGAGAGACCUUAGUGAAUUUCGGAGUGGGCAAGGUGAUCGACUCGACACACCCGGCGUUCAAGGCCAGCGACCUCGUCUGGGGGAUGAGUGGAUGGGAGGAGUACACCCUCGUCUCCCAGCCGGAGUCCCUGUUCAAGGUCAACCACACCGACCUGCCACUCUCCUACUACACUGGUGUUCUUGGCCUGACAGGGCUCACUGCAUACGCGUCGUUUAUGGAGCUCGGGAGGCCGAAGAGAGGCGACUUCGUGUUCGUAUCUGCCGCGUCGGGUGCCGUCGGGCAGAUCGCCGGGCAGCUCGCCAAGAUCGCCGGCUGCUACGUGGUCGGCAGCGCCGGCUCCGACGAGAAGGUCGAUCUCCUCAAGACCAAGUUCGGCUUCGACGACGCGUUCAACUACAAGUCGGAGGCCGACCUCGCCGCCGCGCUCAAGCGCCGCCUCCCAGACGGCAUCGACAUCUACGUCGACAACGUUGGCGGCGCGACGCUGGACGCCGCGCUCCUGAACAUGCGGUGGGGCGGCAGGGUGGUCGUCUGCGGGAUGAUCUCGCAGUACAACCUGAAUGAGCCAUACGGCCUGCGCAACAUGUACUGCAUCAUCCCCAAGGCUCUCCGGGUGGAAGGGUUCAACGCUACUGGCUACUUCCACAUGUACUCGAGGUUCGAGGAGGAGAUGGCCCGGUACAUCAGGGAGGGGAAGGUCGUCGUCGUGCAGGACGUCGUUGAGGGGAUCGAGAGCGCGCCGGCAGCUCUAAUCGGGUUGUUUUCGGGGAAAAAUGUUGGGAAACAGUUGGUGGCGCUUGCAAGGGAGUGAGUUGAUGAAUGUGUGUUAUCCUUUUGUGUGUUGCUGUA
Molecule: messenger RNA, 1136 nt
Organism: Panicum virgatum (switchgrass)
Lineage: Eukaryota; Viridiplantae; Streptophyta; Magnoliopsida; Poales; Poaceae
Product: 2-alkenal reductase (NADP(+)-dependent)-like
Exons: 3
Coding region: 49-1098 (349 amino acids)
Molecular function (GO): 2-alkenal reductase [NAD(P)H] activity
Source: RefSeq, a predicted model, not a curated record